Molecule: messenger RNA, 3916 nt
Organism: Athene cunicularia (burrowing owl)
Lineage: Eukaryota; Metazoa; Chordata; Aves; Strigiformes; Strigidae
Gene: NSUN6
Product: NOP2/Sun RNA methyltransferase family member 6
Exons: 13
Coding region: 506-1915 (469 amino acids)
Biological process (GO): RNA methylation
Molecular function (GO): RNA binding; methyltransferase activity
Source: RefSeq, a predicted model, not a curated record
UCGGCCUGGGACGCGGCCGUAGGCGCGGGUCGGGUGCCUGCGGGCCGCUGGCGGAGGGUGGAACGCGGCCAGGCCCUUACGUGCUCCGUCCUUCUCGUGGCGUUCCGGGGCCGGUUCGGGUCUGUGUCUCCCUCGGUGUCCGCCGGGGCGGCGGCGGGGCGUCCCGUCUCGCUUAGGUCCCCUGGGCCUGGCUUGAGCCGCCGUGCAGGGCUUCGGGGAGGCUGCGAAAAGAGCUGUUGCCUCCCCACACUUGGUGUUUGUCGAUAAGGUGACACAUGGAGGAAUAAAGGAGCCCCAAGAUUUCGCUCCCCACGGCAGUGAGCCGACUGACUUUCUUCCUCCUGUGGGAAGAGGUUGGCAAAGGAGUUUCUUUCUUUCAAAGGCUGCUAAUGUUGGGAAUCAGGCUUUGAAACUCCUACCCAUGAAAUUGAAUAUUGCAUUUGUCUGCAGUCAAAAGUUACGUCUAAAAAGUUCUUUAUUGGCAGAUUUUAAAAGCUAAAGGAAGAUGUCUUUUUUCCCCAAAAUCUCUUUCCAACAUGAAGUUGAAGAGUAUCUCAUCAAAAUGUUCAGAAAUAAUGAGCUUAUCACUGCUUUAGGUACACAGGAGGUGGAAAGUAAAUAUCAGUCUCUGUUAAGUCAUCUAUCUCAUCCACCAGGUUUCACAACUGUUAGAGUUAAUACCCGCUUGGCCUCAGUGAAACACGUGAAGAAAUUGCUGUUUGAAGAGAUCCAGAAGCAAUUUAAAGGACUAUGUGUUCCAGUUCUUGAGCACCCGAAACUCCAGGACGUCUUAUUAAUUCCUGUCAUUGGACCCAGGCGAGAUUUAAAAAAACAUGCAUCUGAAGUCAUUGUUGGAGCCCAAUGUGGAUAUGCAGUACUUCGAGGAGCACAUGUUUAUGUCCCUGGAAUCAUAUCUACCUCAAGAUAUAUGAAAGCUGGAGAUCUGGUCUCAGUGUAUUCAGAUAUUGAAGGGAAAUGUAAAAGAGGAGCCAAAGAAUUUGAAGGAGUCAAAGUUUUCCUUGGAAAUGGGAUUUCAGAACUGAGUCGCAGUGAAAUCUUUAGUUCAAGUGGCCCACUGAAUGGGAUGGGCAUAAGAAUGAUAGAGACAGUCUACCUUAGUCCUUCAUUUGACAAUGUGCUCCCUAGUCAUUUAUUUUUACAGAACUUGCCUUCUGUGGUUGUGAGCCAUAUUUUAAACCCUCAACCAGGAGAGAGAAUUUUGGAUAUGUGUGCUGCACCUGGAGGAAAAACAACCCAUCUUGCAACACUAAUGCAUGACCAGGGUGAAGUAAUAGCCAUGGACAAGAUAGCUAACAAGGUCAAAAAAAUCAAGCAGAACGCUGAUUUGCUACGUUUGAAUUGUAUUAAGGCCUUUUGCUAUGAUGGAACAAAGGCACUUUCAGUUGAGAAGAGAGAUGAUGAACAAGAAGGACCUCCAUUCUUACCAGAGUCGUUUGAUCGAAUUCUUCUUGAUGCUCCAUGUAGUGGGAUGGGACAGAGACCAAACAUGGCUUAUUCCUCAACUUUAAAGGAAGUGACCUCUUAUCAGCCACUACAGCGCAAGCUUUUCACUGUGGCAGUGAAAUUGCUGAAGCCAGGAGGUAUUUUAGUAUACAGUACGUGUACAAUUACACUUGCUGAAAAUGAGGAACAAGUUGCUUGGGCCCUGAAAACUUUUCCAUGCCUCCAGCUUCAGCCACAGGAACCUCACAUUGGAGGAGAAGGCAUGAGGGGAACUGGACUGUCGCUUGAUCAGCUGAAGCUGCUGCAGAGAUUUGAUCCAUCUGCUGUGCCACUGCAAGGAAUGGACAUUAAUUCUUUGCAAGAUUCCAGGGAAGAUGAUCUGAUUUCACGGGCAAAUAAAGACUGUAUAGGAUUUUUUAUUGCAAAAUUUAUUAAGUUGAACAGCAAAUAAGCAUUUAGUAAUGCAACGUGAAAAAAAUACCUCUGUGAGUCUUAAGAAGAAUUCAGGCAUGAAGUGUGUUUCUUCCUGCUGCAUUGUUGCCAAGCCAACAGGCUGACGGCAGGGUUGCUAUGGCAGCGAUAAAACCUGCCAGCUGUUCUGCUGGGAAAGAGCCACAGGUUGCAGAAGGGAAGUCAUGGCUGGGGGAAGGGUAGUAUCAAUUUGAAGUCUCCAUUUGCUUUUAUAUUUACAGUAGGUCAGUGCAUGAAUGACAAGUAUGUUCACUGUCUGUUCAAUCUUUCCCCAUGUGAGUUGCUUCUCUAGUGCAGCAAGCGUAGGAACAGGAUUUCUCUGGGAGGGGAAGUAAGCUACUUUAUGAAGUGCAACGUAAAUAAAUUACAUGGGAACAAUUAUAAUGAAUUUUGGAAAAGGUAGUUUCUAUGGAGGUUUACCAAUAGUUAAUGUUUCAUUAAAUAACUGUAGCAUUUUACAAAGAACUGUUUUAUAAAUUGAUACUUAGAACCUCAUUUAUUUUAAUACAAGCAAGAUUCUCUGUACACAUAGUAUAUACACAAAAUACGAUUAGGCUUUGUAGCAUGUCUUUUAUAGCAGCAUGAAUAUAUUAAACCAUCUCACUCUGGGAAUGUAAAUAAAUAUUGUUUCAACAUCAAACUUCCCAUGCAUAAAGUGUAUUGGUUUUGAAAUAGCCUAUUCGACUGACUGACAAGUGACAAUUUUAAAAUCAAACAUUUGCAACAGAAGGGGCUACAGUUGUGAUUAAUAUAUCAAAAGACAGAAAACAAUGCAUAAUACCAUCUGAAAUGUUCCAAAUCACCUUUCAGACAACUAAGAAUAUUAACUCUUUAUUGGUUAGAAAGCAUCACCAGUUAAAAAUCAUAUGAAAAUUGAAACUGGGGAAGCAUGCUAAUGAGAACUGCCUUAAUACACUGCUCAAAGUUUUAAUAAUCUAAAUUUCUUAAAGGUGUUAGAUGUACUUAAAAAUUCUGCUUCAGUUCCACAGAUGUUCUCCAUUUGAACAGCAUUCUCUUUUCUUAGUACUGCUAGAACUGACCAUAGCACUAAGAUUAGAGGGAAAAGGAAGUACAAUUCAAAAACAUAAAUUGACAUCUGUGCCAGUUUUUUUCCUCUCAUCAAUUUCUAGUUUUUAAAAGCAUUAUCUGAAAAUGUCUGUCUCUUCACAUGUAACUAUUCGGUUGGAUUAAAAAGAGCAAUACUUCUUUUAUGAUUUGUCUUUAUACCGUCAGAAGUGCUUUUGCAUUUACUCGCAAUCAAAAAAAAAACCCCAAAACUAUUCUGUUUCUCAGUAGUCUGGUUGUUUACUUAUAUUUGCUAUAAAUGUUUUGAUACCAUAUGUUUUCUACUGUUCUGAAAUAAAGCAAAUGUCCCUUCUUCUGUUCUACCAAGGUUGAUUAGUGAAUCCUCUGUAAGGCCUACCCUAGCAGCACAGGGUAGGAGGAUGGAAUCCUUGUCUACUACUUGUCUACUGUUGUUGGUCACUCCUUGCCAUUAGCCACAACAUGUCUAAAGACAUUUUAAAGUAAUUUUGUUUCAUCAGUAGUAGUGAGAUAUCCUAUUUAGAAUCAUAAAAGCUCAUACUAUAAAUUACAGUCUUUUAAGUCUAAAUACGGACGAUAAAAUAAUUACUUGGUAACAAAAGGGAUUAGUCUUUUACUGUAAGUACAUGUUGAAAUCUUUAACUCAGUGCUAGUAAAAAAAGCAUUUGCUUUUUGCAGAAUAUAUAAAUUCUGUAAACAUUAAUCAGCACACAUAGACUAUAUACUGAAAUUUGCAUAUGUAUAUAAAAUAAGGAACUUUGCCUCCAGUUUCAGCAACAGGAUUUGUGCAAUGCUGAAUUUGAAAGAAUUAAGAUUGCUGAAUUUUUAGUGGAAGAUUUGUUGAGACUUUCCCAGAUUUCUUUAGUUUUGAACGAUAAACAGGCUUUUCAAGAAGGUGUUCUCACUUGAUUUUAUAUGAGAAGUUUCUUGUGGGGGG